Gilbertella persicaria is the source of this 1736-nucleotide messenger RNA. RefSeq names its product ABC1 family-domain-containing protein. The coding region runs from base 8 to 1639 and encodes 543 amino acids. The transcript has 5 exons. Lineage: Eukaryota; Fungi; Mucoromycota; Mucoromycetes; Mucorales; Choanephoraceae. The record is from RefSeq and is a predicted model, not a curated record.
UUUUUUUAUGUCUUUUCUAGCCAGAAGAUUUAUUCCUCGCUCAAGAACAACUCGAUCUGUGUUAGGCAGUGCUUUUUUAGCUGCUGGGAUAUACGCAUACGACUCGAGAACAGAAGCGCAGUUACUUACACGUAAUUUCCGUACUUUCUAUAACGGCGUAGCACUUGCUGUUGACUAUAAAUUCAACUUUAAACCAGGACAUACAGCUGAAGAUAACCAGCGUAUUGAGCAAUUGCAUACUCGAGUAGCUAACCGCAUAUUUGACGUGUUUGAAAAAAAUGGUGGGCUUUAUAUAAAAAUUGGCCAAGUGAUUGGUACUCAAGCAGCAGUUUUACCUACCGCAUACCAGAUUCGUGCUAGAAGAUUAUUUGACAGUGCACCUGCUAUCUCUUUUGAAGCCGUUGAGCGCGUUUUUAUGGAUGAUUUUGAAGGCAAACAUCCAAGCGAAAUUUUUGCUGAAUUUGAAAUGACACCAGUAGCCUCUGCUUCCAUUGCUCAGGUCCAUAAAGCAAGAUUGAAAAAUGGCGAUUUGGUGGCUGUCAAGAUACAGAAACCAACAAUUCAAAAACAAAUGGAAGGGGAUCUUGCUGCUUUUCGUACCUUACUUAAAGUGUAUGAGCGUGUCUUUGAUCUGCCCUUGUCUUGGUCCAGUGACUAUGUUGAAAGACAUAUGCGAAUGGAAGCCGAUUUUGAGAAUGAAGCAAGAAAUGCCCAAAAGGCUUGGGAGCAUUUAAAGAACGAGAAAUCUCUAAAAAAUAAGGUGUAUGUUCCCAAAGUCUAUGAAGAAUACAGCUCGAAAAGAGUUUUGGUUUGCGAAUGGGUUGACGGUAUUCAGCUGACAAACACAGAAAAGCUUAAGGAAAAGGGUUUGGAUUAUGUGGAAGCCAUGAAGACAACUGUAGAAGCAUUUGCUAGUCAGAUUUUCCGCAGUGGAUUUGUGCAUGCGGAUCCCCAUCCAGGCAAUGUGCUGGUAAGAAAACAUCCCAAAAAUAAGAAUCAAGUUCAAGUCAUCUUGAUAGACCAUGGACUCUAUAUUCAAGAAUCAGAAAAAUUUCGACUAGAGUAUUGUAAAUUAUGGGAAGCUCUGUUCAUGUUAGAUAUACCAAAAAUGACAGAAAUUUGUAAAGAAUGGGGCAUUAACGAUGCAAAUAUGUUUGCAUCCAUUACUCUUCAAAGGCCAUUUUCUGGUAAAAAAGCAGUCCAUCUUGAACAGCAUAUAGAUGUCAAAGACAUGUACGAGCUGCAAACGCACAUGAAAGAAAGAAUAAAGAACUUUCUGCGUGACCAAGCACUGUUUCCCCGAGAAUUGAUCUUUAUCUCAAGAAAUAUGAACAUUGUCCGAGCCAAUAACAAGGCAGUAGGAAGUCCAAUCAACCGCAUCAAUAUUAUGGCAAGAUGGGCUGUCAUGGGCAUUUCAAGAGAAAAAGGAACCUGGCUUAGUUGGCGAUCUGUUGUGUUUGAAUUGACUUUGUUAGCCAUGACUAUCAGUUUUUGGUUAGUUAGAUUUAGAGAUGCAUCCAACCGAUUAUUGUUUGGAUCAAAAGCUCGAGGACUCGAAGAUAUUUUGGAUGAAAGAAUGAAAGAACAGAUGUUUAAGCAAUUUGGUGUAGAAAUUGACCCAUCCGUAUUUGAUGGCUAGAGUAGAUCAGAAUGAUAUUUAGUUUAUAUACUUUGUUUAUUGGUUAACGAGAAAAGCAGUUUCUCUUGUAAAUAAAGCCAUUUUUAAGGAAGACAGU